AUGGCGCUUACCGUUGAACAAAAAAUCGAAAUCAUGGCUUACAAGAAUGCUGGAUGGAGUGCAGCCAAAAUUGCGAAGCAUUUCAAGGUGGCACGAGGCACCGUCUACAAUGUCAUCAAGAACCAUGAGCAGAGAGGAACUCAUGAGCGCAAGAAGGGAUCCGGACCACGCAAGAAGUUAACGGAAAGAGACGUUCGAACGUUGGUGCGGGAACUCCACAAGGAUCCGCAUAUAUUGUUGUCUGACCUUACUCAAAAGCUAGUGACGAAGGUUUCUGAGCAAACAGUUCGAAGGGAACUACAUCGCCUAGGCUACUAG
This is a messenger RNA of Radiomyces spectabilis, 318 nucleotides long. Its product is annotated as Homeodomain-like protein. The coding region runs from base 1 to 318 and encodes 105 amino acids. The transcript has a single exon. The record is from RefSeq and is a predicted model, not a curated record. NCBI's taxonomy places the organism in Eukaryota, Fungi, Mucoromycota, Mucoromycetes, Mucorales, Radiomycetaceae.